UCCUAUAGACACCAUUGUGUGAGGGAAAGCGCAGGUGGGCGACGGCGUAUCCUCUUCUCCUCUCUGCCAUCCCUGGUCCUAGCCAGCUCGGAGGACCCUGUGCCAUCGCGAGCCCCAGCAGCUGGGAGCUGCUUGGGAGACGAGUGUCUCCGCGAGCGCGUGUGCGUGAGGAGGAGAGCAGAGACGUGAUUACUUCAGAAUUUAUUUAAGGGCCGGUGGAAACCACUGCAGCAGCUUCCAGGGGAAGCCCUUGUUCCAGAGGAAGAGGAGGCGGCUGCCAAGGAGGAGGAGGGGAGGAGACAGAGAAGGAGGAGCAGCAGCGCGCACCAGCAAUGAUGUGUGAAGUGAUGCCCACGAUUAAUGAGGACACCCCAAUGAGCCAAAGGGGGUCCCAAAGCAGUGGCUCGGACUCAGACUCCCAUUUUGAGCAACUGAUGGUGAAUAUGCUGGAUGAAAGGGAUCGUCUUCUAGACACCCUUCGGGAGACCCAGGAAAGCCUGUCACUUGCCCAGCAGAGACUGCAGGAUGUCAUCUAUGACAGAGACUCACUCCAGAGACAGCUCAAUUCAGCCUUGCCACAGGAUAUCGAAUCCCUAACAGGAGGGCUGACUGGUUCUAAGGGGGCAGAUCCACCGGAAUUUGCUGCACUGACAAAAGAAUUAAACGCCUGCAGGGAACAACUUCUGGAAAAAGAAGAAGAAAUUUCUGAACUCAAGGCUGAAAGAAACAACACAAGACUGUUACUGGAGCAUUUGGAGUGCCUUGUGUCGCGACAUGAAAGGUCUCUGAGAAUGACGGUGGUAAAACGGCAAGCCCAGUCCCCCUCGGGAGUCUCUAGCGAAGUCGAAGUUCUCAAGGCACUGAAAUCUUUAUUUGAGCACCACAAAGCCUUGGAUGAAAAGGUAAGGGAGCGACUGAGGGUUUCUUUAGAAAGAGUCUCUGCACUGGAAGAAGAACUAGCUGCUGCUAAUCAGGAGAUUGUUGCCUUGCGUGAGCAAAAUGUUCAUGUACAAAGAAAAAUGGUAUCAAGUGAGGGAUCCACAGAGUCUGAACAUCUUGAAGGGAUGGAACCUGGCCAGAAAGUUCAUGAAAAGCGCUUGUCCAAUGGCUCCAUAGACUCAACUGAUGACACCAGUCAAAUAGUGGAACUACAAGAACUACUUGAAAAGCAGAACUAUGAAAUGGUCCAAAUGAAAGAACGCUUGGCUGCUCUUUCAUCCCGAGUGGGAGAAGUGGAACAGGAGGCAGAGACCGCAAGGAAAGAUCUCAUUAAAACUGAAGAAAUGAACACUAAAUAUCAAAGAGAUAUUCGGGAGGCCAUGGCACAGAAGGAAGAUAUGGAAGAAAGAAUCACAACCCUUGAGAAGCGUUACCUCAGUGCUCAGAGAGAAUCUACCUCCAUACACGACAUGAAUGAUAAACUAGAAAACGAGUUGGCAAAUAAAGAAGCCAUCCUACGGCAGAUGGAAGAGAAAAACAGACAGUUACAAGAACGUCUUGAGCUUGCUGAACAAAAGUUGCAGCAGACUAUGAGGAAGGCUGAAACAUUACCCGAAGUAGAGGCUGAACUGGCUCAGAGAAUUGCAGCUCUAACAAAGUCUGAUCCAACCUCUUCUACCUCAUCUGAUGAUUAUCAAUAUGUUAUGGAAGCUAAACUACAAGAAAUGAUCUCCAUACGUAGGAAGGCUGAAGAAAGACAUGGAAAUAUUGAAGAGCGUAUGAGACAUCUAGAAGGUCAACUUGAGGAAAAGAAUCAAGAACUUCAAAGAGCUAGGCAACGAGAGAAAAUGAAUGAGGAACAUAACAAAAGAUUGUCCGAUACUGUGGACAGACUUCUGACUGAGUCCAAUGAGCGCUUACAGCUGCACUUGAAGGAAAGAAUGGCUGCUUUAGAAGAGAAGAAUGUUUUAAUCCAAGAAUCAGAAACUUUCAGAAAGAAUCUUGAAGAAUCUUUACAUGAUAAGGAAAGAUUAGCAGAAGAAAUUGAAAAACUGAGAUCUGAACUUGACCAACUGAAAAUGAGAACUGGCUCUUUAAUUGAACCCACAAUAUCAAGAACUCAUCUAGACACUUCAACUGAGUUGCGGUACUCAGUUGGAUCCCUAGUAGACAGCCAGUCUGAUUACAGAACAACUAAAGUCAUAAGAAGACCCAGGAGAGGCCGCAUGGGUGUGAGAAGAGAUGAGCCAAAGGUGAAAUCACUUGGGGAUCAUGAAUGGAAUAGAACUCAACAAAUUGGAGUACUAAGUAGUCACCAUUUUGAAAGUGACACUGAAAUGUCUGAUAUUGAUGAUGAUGACAGAGAAACCAUUUUUAGCUCAAUGGAUCUUCUCUCUCCAAGCGGUCACUCUGAUGCCCAGACCCUAGCUAUGAUGCUUCAGGAACAACUCGAUGCCAUCAACAAAGAAAUAAGGCUAAUUCAAGAAGAAAAAGAAUCUACGGAGUUGCGCGCUGAAGAAAUUGAGAAUAGAGUGGCGAGUGUGAGCCUGGAAGGCCUCAAUCUGGCAAGGGUGCACCCAGGCACGUCCAUCACUGCGUCUGUUACGGCGUCGUCGCUCGCCAGUUCAUCGCCCCCCAGUGGACAUUCGACCCCAAAGCUCACCCCGCGCAGCCCUGCCAGGGAAAUGGACAGAAUGGGAGUCAUGACACUGCCAAGUGACCUAAGGAAACAUCGGAGAAAGAUUGCAGUGGUAGAGGAAGAUGGUCGGGAGGAUAAAGCAACAAUUAAAUGUGAAACUUCUCCUCCCCCCACACCCAGAGCCAUCAGGAUGACUCACACCCUCCCAUCUUCCUACCACAAUGAAGCCAGAAGUAGUUUAUCCACCUCUCUUGAGCCAGAAAGCCUUGGUCUUGGAAGUGCCAAUAGCAGCCAAGACUCUCUUCACAAAGCCCCCAAGAAGAAAGGAAUCAAGUCUUCAAUAGGACGCUUGUUUGGUAAAAAAGAGAAAGCUCGGCUUGGGCAACUCCGAGGCUUUAUGGAAACGGAAGCCGCAGCUCAGGAAUCUCUGGGAUUAGGCAAACUUGGAACACAAGCUGAAAAGGAUAGAAGACUUAAGAAAAACACAUCUGGGCAUGAACUUCUUGAAGAAGCUCGGAGGAAAGGAUUGCCUUUUGCCCAGUGGGAUGGACCAACUGUGGUGGCUUGGCUAGAGCUCUGGUUGGGAAUGCCUGCCUGGUAUGUGGCAGCCUGCCGAGCCAAUGUGAAAAGUGGUGCCAUCAUGUCUGCUCUGUCAGACACUGAGAUCCAGCGAGAAAUAGGCAUCAGCAAUCCUCUGCAUCGCCUAAAGCUCCGAUUAGCCAUCCAGGAGAUGGUUUCCCUCACAAGCCCUUCAGCUCCUCCAACAUCUCGAACUCCUUCAGGCAACGUUUGGGUGACCCAUGAAGAAAUGGAAAAUCUUGCAGCUCCAGCCAAAACGAAAGAAUCUGAGGAAGGAAGCUGGGCCCAGUGUCCGGUUUUUCUACAGACCCUGGCUUAUGGAGAUAUGAACCAUGAAUGGAUUGGAAACGAAUGGCUUCCUAGCCUGGGGUUACCCCAGUACAGAAGUUACUUUAUGGAAUGCUUGGUUGAUGCAAGAAUGUUAGAUCAUCUAACAAAGAAAGAUCUUCGUGUUCAUUUAAAAAUGGUGGAUAGUUUCCAUCGAACAAGUUUACAGUAUGGAAUCAUGUGCUUGAAAAGGUUGAAUUAUGACAGAAAAGAACUAGAGAGAAGACGAGAAACAAGUCAACAUGAAAUAAAAGAUGUGUUGGUGUGGAGCAAUGAUCGAGUUAUUCGCUGGAUACAAGCAAUUGGACUUAGAGAAUAUGCAAAUAAUAUUCUUGAAAGUGGUGUGCAUGGCUCACUUAUAGCCCUGGAUGAGAACUUUGACUACAGCAGCUUAGCUUUGUUACUACAAAUUCCAACACAGAACACCCAGGCACGGCAGAUACUUGAAAGGGAAUACAAUAACCUCUUGGCCCUGGGAACUGAACGAAGGCUGGAUGAGAGUGAUGACAAGAACUUCCGACGUGGAUCAACCUGGAGAAGGCAAUUUCCUCCUCGUGAAGUCCACGGGAUCAGCAUGAUGCCUGGGUCCUCAGAAACAUUGCCAGCUGGAUUUAGGUUAACCACAACAUCGGGGCAGUCGAGGAAAAUGACAACAGAUGUUGCUUCAUCAAGACUGCAGAGGUUAGACAACUCCACUGUUCGCACAUACUCAUGUUGACAAGCCACUAAGGAGGCAGCACUGAACUGCUAUGUCAUCUUUUCAGUCUACUCUACCUAAAGUGCACUACCAUCUAAGAAGACCAACAAUGAAAACCUUUGUGAAGACCAAAUUCAAAGGAAAUAAUAACAAGUAAUGGUUUAUUAAAAAGCUGAAAAUGUGAUUUUUUGGGGGGAUCAGAUAUUAAGCUUGAUUAGUUUACUACAAUUGUAAUAAAAUGCUUAAGUCAUUUGAAUAAUAAGCAUCAUCCACAUCAUAUAUUCUGUACAUUGGAUGCUUUUAUGAAAUGGAGCCACUUGUUUUUUCAUGUUGUAAUAUACUAGGCAUUUAUGUACUACUGUGUAUUUCUUUUUAAAUGUGUAAGUCUUAUGUAAAUGGAUAUAAAUAUGAUUUUUUUAAAAAAUAAAAUAUAUGGUUCAUGGAGUCUGAGUGCAAACAUUUGACAAUUCCAAGUACUGUUUGUAUUUUGCCAUUCCACCAUUUUUACAGCUUUUGAAUUGUAACAGUCAAAUCAAUGUUUCCUCCUUCAAGUCUGUCUAUAUUUAAAGCUGAACACCUGCCUCUGAUCAUGUAAAAAAAAAUGAUUUAACCUGGAACUGGAGCCAAAAAAAAAAAAAA
This is a messenger RNA of Fukomys damarensis (Damara mole-rat), 4820 nucleotides long. RefSeq names its product PTPRF interacting protein alpha 2 (gene Ppfia2). The record is from RefSeq and is a predicted model, not a curated record. The transcript has 34 exons. NCBI's taxonomy places the organism in Eukaryota, Metazoa, Chordata, Mammalia, Rodentia, Bathyergidae. The coding region runs from base 333 to 4202 and encodes 1289 amino acids. Gene Ontology annotation, cellular component: presynaptic active zone. Gene Ontology annotation, biological process: synapse organization. Gene Ontology annotation, molecular function: protein binding.